AUGGGCACUCCCAUCCUCCUGCCGCCGACUCCGUACUCGCGUCUCCUGCCAACCGACAGUGUUCGUCGGGCGGUGGCCUCGGCUCUCCCGCCGGCCAUUGGUUUGAAGAACUGGCGUCUGGUGUACUCCACCAGUCGUGAUGGGACCUCCUACCAGACCCUUCGGUCACGCUGCCAGGAGUACAAUGUGGCCCAGGAGCUUGGCGUGUCCUACAAGCCGGAGCUCAUCGGCCAGCGUCACUCCAUGGCCUCGCUCAAUGCCAUCGCCCAUGUUGGCCUCGGGGGCUUCCAGAGCUCCACCAGCAGCAUGCCCACUUCCUCCUCAUAUCCGGUGCUCUUUGUCGUGCGGGACGACCGUGGAGCGGUUUUCGGCUGCUUUGCCUCUGGCGGUGUGCGCCUCUGUCCCCACUACACCGGCACCGGCGAGUCGUUUGUCUUCAGUGCCGGCACCCUGGCGCCGGCCAACUCCAAGACCACCCUCCAUGCGUGCACCUCCACCAACACCUCCCCGGCGUCCAUCUACGACAGCAGCUCCCCCAAAUGCCCGCAGUCCUCCCAGGUGAAGAUCUUCCCGUGGACCCAGGAGAACCACUUCUUUGCCUCGAUGAACCUCUCGAGCAUUUCCUUCGGCGGCGGCAAUAGCUCCGCCUCCGGGGCGGCCAUCUGGAUUGACGCGUCCCUGUCGCGCGGCUUCUCCGGCCCCUGCGACACCUUCGGCAACCAGGACACCCUGGCCUCGCGAGGGUCUUUCGACAUCCUCGACAUCGAGAUCUGGGGCUUUGACUGCGACUUCCAGUGA
Fonticula alba is the source of this 798-nucleotide messenger RNA. RefSeq lists its product as hypothetical. The transcript is spliced from 4 exons. The coding region runs from base 1 to 798 and encodes 265 amino acids. NCBI's taxonomy places the organism in Eukaryota, Rotosphaerida, Fonticulaceae. The record is from RefSeq and is a predicted model, not a curated record.